Chelmon rostratus (copperband butterflyfish) is the source of this 3373-nucleotide messenger RNA. It is a transcript of the gene cadm4, whose product is annotated as cell adhesion molecule 4. Gene Ontology annotation, molecular function: vascular endothelial growth factor receptor 2 binding. Gene Ontology annotation, cellular component: cell-cell contact zone. The coding region runs from base 275 to 1558 and encodes 427 amino acids. The record is from RefSeq and is a predicted model, not a curated record. The transcript is spliced from 9 exons. Gene Ontology annotation, biological process: regulation of Rac protein signal transduction; regulation of wound healing; negative regulation of peptidyl-tyrosine phosphorylation. Lineage: Eukaryota; Metazoa; Chordata; Actinopteri; Chaetodontiformes; Chaetodontidae.
UCACUUUCAGGCGUUCACACGGGGAGAAAGUGGGUGUGUGUGAGAGAGGGAGCAUUACUAUGUAAAGAGCUGCUGUUACGCACUGAGCGCUUGAUAAAACACACACUGGUUCACGCACGGUCGCACGCGCGCGCACCCCCACCACGCAAACACACACGUACACAGACGCUGAAGGCGCAGGCGGGAGAGUGAACCUGCGGGUUCAUGUCACUCUGAUUUCUCCAAGGAAGAGGAAUACCGAGGAAGAGAUCAAGAGGGAAUAUCAGCGACGGCGAUGGCUCUCGCGACCGUGUGGAACUACUGCGUCCCUCUCGCCAUCAUCACAGUCGGCUGCUUGGUGCGCACUGCCCGUUGUCAGGCAGUGCAGGCGGAGAAUGUGACAGUCUUGGAGGGGGGUACGGCCCAGAUCUCCUGCCGCCUGCAGAACUACGAUGGAUCAAUCGUGGUCAUCCAGAAUCCCCGCCGGCAGACCCUCUUCUUCAACGGCACGCGAGCCCUGAAGGACGACCGCUUCCAGAUGGUGCUCUUCACGCCACGGCUCGUGCGCAUCACGUUGACCAACGUCAGCGUGUGGGACGAGGGCGGCUACUUCUGCCAGCUCUACACGGACGCCACCCACCACCAGGUGGCGACGCUGUCUGUUUCGGUGCCCCCGGAGACGCCCACGGUGGAGGUGAAGCAGGAGGCCGUGGAGGGCGGCGAGGUGGAGCUCACCUGCGUGUCGCCGCGCAGCAAGCCGGCCGCCACCCUGCGCUGGAUUCGUAACGGCAGGGAGAUACCAGGUGUGGUGUCCCAGCAGGACAACGGGAAGACGUUCAGCGUGUCCAGCACCAUCCGGAUCCCGGUAGAGAGGAAAGACAACGGGGCGGCGCUGAGCUGCGAGGCGAUCCACCCAGCGCUGGGCGGGCAGAAGAGGAUUCGACACUACCGCCUGGAUGUGUAUUUCGCACCCACAGUGAGAAUCGUUCCUCCUUCUGGCAUAUUGCGAGAGGGCGACUCGCUCAGCCUCACCUGCUCCGUCACUGGGAACCCUCUGCCCAGGAACAUUCAGUGGUCCAAGAUUAACGACACCUUACCCGAGAGGGCGGAGAUAUCCGGCCCCACCUUUCAGAUUUCCCGUCUCAGCCAAUCGCACAACGGGACGUACUUGUGCCAGGCCCAGAACAACUACGGACGCGCUGCUGAUCAUUACACCCUGUUGGUGUAUGACAAUGUGUCAAUCACUACCACGGUCCCUCCCACUCCUACCACCCAACCAAUCACCUCCCAUCCCGCCACCCCAACCCUCCUAACACCCAGCUUCGCUCCGGACGCAAAAGAUCCCGGUGCAGUGGUAGAGACUCACAGUGCAGUACCGUACGCGGUGAUAGGUGGCGUUCUGGCACUGCUGGUUUUCACCGUCAUCUGCGUCCUCAUCGUCACCAUCUGGUGCUCCGUCCGACAGAAAGGUUCCUAUCUUACCCAUGAGGCCAGUGGGUUGGAUGAACAUGGUGAGGUGCAGGAGGCUUUCCUCAAUGGGAACGACGCCAGCCAGGGCAAGAAGGAGUACCUACUGUAGCCCUUCUCCUUCCCUAUCCCCCUCUCUUCUGACCUCAUCCCUCUAUCUCUUCCCCUCCCUAUCUCCCACCUUAUAUACAGUAUACACACACACGCGCACACACACACACACACACACACAAACACACACAUACUUCUAUACAAUGCGCCAUAACGGGCGGCCUUCUGAAAACGACUGUAUACAGAUACUGCACACAGCCAAUCCAUCCCGCUCCAUUCCACUCCAUAUCCUCCCCCAACACCGUAGACAGACUGAGAAAAAGAGAGCCUAUUGACCCACCAGCCAUUAACGACUGUGCCAUAUACUAUAAGUCGGAGAAACUGGGGGGAAAUGGAGAGAGCGAGAGACGCGGGGAGGAGAGGGUGAUGUAGACAAAAACGAAAUGAUGCCAUAAUUAUUUUGAUCGAGAAGGAAGCGGGGAACACAAAGAAAACAGGCACUCUGCCCGUGCAGCCGCCAAAGUGGAAGGGGAAUUAGAGGCAGAUGAUUGCUAUAAUUCCAUGCCUGGAGAAAACCAUCCAUUUCACAAAGCUCAAUCUUUAACUGGCGGAGACAGUGGGCACAGUGUGUGAGGAGGGAGGGGGGAGCUGAGGAGGUGGGGGUAGUUGACCAGGAGCUAUUGAGCGUUAGGUGCAGGAAAAUUGAAAUUUUUAAAAUUGCCAAAGCAUCUUGCCUACUGAGCGCAUCUCAUAUAUAAUUUCUUAACAACACUGGAGUGCGUAAGCCCAGAGUCCCGCGAAAGACUUCAUGAGCAAACUGACUGUCCUGUUUUGGUAUCCCUGUUGGGUGGCCUGCCAAUAAUUUGUGGAAAAAAGGGGAAAGGUGGUUCUCCUUCCUUUUCAGUUACACUCCAUCUCCUCCUUCCUCUCCGUUCACCUGUUACAUCCUCUCCCCCUCUCCCUUAUAUCUCUCUUUCUCUCUGUCUGUCCCCUUCUAUCGCUCCUCCUUUGUUGGCUCCUAAUAAUGAAAGGAUUAGUGUUGGGCUGCGUUCCCAACAAAGAAGAAAUGAAUAUGACUUGCUAAGGCAUAAAAGGAAAGCGUAAUUAUUUUAGAAUGUCAUUAAGAGGAUAAAAAGGGUUACAAGUCUUAAUAAGGAGGGCACGGGGAGUGAUAGCAAAAGGAGUGAAUGAGAAAAAACGGAUGGAUAUUUUUUCUCUGAAUGCUACCACACAUAUGCAGAUACAUGCACACAUUCAUACGUACAGUAAACAUGUUGACAGAACAAGUAUACAUAUCUCUGAAUUCCUUAUUUGUAUAAAAAAAGAAGAGCAACAUAAAUUAAAGGAAACUUUUAAGAAAUGAGAAAACAGUUUACUAUUGAAACGCAUUAUGAAGCAACUAUACUAACACAGAAUAUUAGCCUAUAGAGGUGCAAAGCCGAACAAACUACUGUCCAGUGAUCUUUAAAGAAAAUCAAGAAAAGAAAAAAAAAAAGAUUCAUUUGUCUUUAUGAGAAACCAGAGGUCUUAUUGAUUUUUUAUUAAUUAUUAUUAUUAUUUGAACAAUUAUGAUUGUUGUUAAUGUUAUUAUUAUUGCCGUUGUUAUUAUUAUAAUUGUAAAUGUUAAAUAAAUGUACACUUCCCAUGGUUUGUUUUUGGUUCUACUGUAGAGAAAUUGCUGUCUUUUUUCACCCUUACCUUUCCUCUCUUUCCCAGUCUUUCUCUCUCUUCGUCUCCUGUGCCUAGUCGUCUCUUCUCCUGUCUUUCACUCUUGUUUAUUUUAGAGUCCAUGUGUCAUUGUUGAUAUAUAGCUAACUAUUUCUUUAUAGGGGAAAGAUACAAAGCACGACAAAAUAAAAAAAGAAUCCAAAAAUAA